Molecule: messenger RNA, 1403 nt
Organism: Dicrocoelium dendriticum
Lineage: Eukaryota; Metazoa; Platyhelminthes; Trematoda; Plagiorchiida; Dicrocoeliidae
Source: the annotation of a GenBank genome assembly
GUGGCUCCUCGUAAAUCGUCCUAACCUGCGGAUGUUCCCAAAACUCGAUAGAUCUAGUGUUGGCUGAACAACCCGAUGCCAAUAGCGCAGUACGGUCUACAACCGUAAUUCCGUGGGAUAAAAUUGACGAUCGGAGUUGUGGGAAAAUAAUGAACGGCAGACGUGGCCCCGCAAAUGGCAGAGACUUGAACAAGAGUCCAAAUAUCAAUCUGUAUCUGGUGCGAACCAUUGAAGAAAUCACUAGCGGAAACCGGAGUAGGAAGACACAGUUGUACCGAUGGUACUGUACAAACGCUACCGAAUACUGUGACUGCGGCUCGAGCCUUGGCAUCACCGAGGCUUCAGCCCGCAAGGUCUAUCAACAUCUGGGGUUUCCCGUGGGGAGAGACGCCGUCACUUCUCAGGGUUAUCGAGAAUGUGCCUUGCAUGUUUGGGGCACCCACAAUCUGAGCACAGAGGAGAUCCUAUCCUGGAUGGCGGAGUACAGCCCCGUCAAUAUAGAAUGGAUCAACGAUGCUUCCUGUAACAUCAUCUUCGCAAAUGCCAACACUGUUCUCAGGAUAAUCGCGGACGCCGCUGAACCUUUCUCGCGACGCGUUGCUUUAGCCGCGGCGGCCGCCCUCGCCUCUGUGCUCGAUGCGAAUGACGAUGCAUCCAACUGUGUGUCCCACCACGGCAGCAGUUCGACUGAGCCACUGGCCAAACGGUCGGAUGACUCUCUCGAUACCAUCGGGAGAUCGUCGGCGUUGCGUGUGUCUUCGGAAGCAUUGGAUUCUAUCGAGGAAUUCUCACAGUAUCUACCUCCAUCUGGUCGUUGGUACAAGGCCUUGUCAGUGCCAUCCAAAACGGUCUCUUUGUUCCUCCGAUUCGCUCACAAGUCCGACGUCAAACUUCCCGGAGCAGAACGUCGGAGUUUGUACUAUCGCCGUUACGGAAAUCCUAAUUAUGGUGGAAUGACUGGCAUCCUGAGCCGAUCGUACCGCCGUCGUUUGCGGAUUUCUCGGACGAAAUCGAGUGCGCAUUCCGAUGGAAGCCUGCGGCGUGUGCACAUUUUGCCGAGCGAUUUCGCUGAUGCUGUGGUACGGGCGUACGUUGACUCGGAUACUACGGAUCUGAGUUUCAACUCUGGCAUCAAAUCAACCCCUUUGGUUCCUGUCUCUGAAUUUUCGGCUCCUGAAGUCAAUGAACCUAUGCCGAGGCGGCAAUUGAUUGUGUACGAUAACCUUUACGAUGUUGAUGAACAAGACGGAAGCCUAGAUUGGUCCAGGAAAACCCCUAUUGACGCCCGCAGUCGAAUUGCACGUCGAAGAGAAGGCACCGGUAAGCUAAAAAACAUGCCAUUCGCUUUGCUUUGUUCCCACACACGGAAUGGCCUGAACGGGUUCUGCUCUUUGUGUUGGUAA